AUGGCUACUAACGGUAACUUCGCGCAGCAGGAGCAGUACAAGGCUGCUGAUCCUGCUGCUGGCGCCGAGACGAACAACAACAGCGCUACUCUUUCAAAAGAUGAAGUCGGCUGGUAUUUUGUUGAGCAGUACUACACAACUCUGAGCAAGUCGCCAGAGAAGCUUCACCUCUUUUACAGCAAACGAUCGCAGUUUGUUUACGGUCGCGAGACUGAAGUGGCCAACGUCUCUGUUGGACGACAUGCCAUCCAGGAGCGUAUCAAGGCUCUUGACUUCCAGGACUGCAAAGUCUGUGUCACCAAUGUCGACUCUCAGGCUUCCUUUGAUAAUAUUGUCAUCCAGGUCAUUGGCGAGACCUCCAAUAAGAAUGGCGAGCCCAAGAAGUUUGUUCAGACCUUCGUCCUUGCGCAACAACCUUCUGGGUAUUUUGUCCUCAAUGACAUCUGGAGAUACAUUAUCGAUGGGGAUGAGGAUGAGGAAGCGGCCGCCGAGCCUUCCGACGCCCCUGCUGUUAUUGAAGAGGAGACCGCCGCUCCGGCUGUUGCUGUGACUGAACCGGAACCUGUGCCGGAGCCGGAGCCGGAGCCCGUGGCGGAGAUUAUCACGGAGGACUCCAUCAAGUUUGAUGCUGAUGCUGUUGACGAGAAGCUUCAACAGGCUGCUUCUGCUCAGGUCGAUACCCCUGUCAAUGGUGAAGAUGCCAUUGAGACCCCCAAGGCUCCCGAACCCAAGGUUGAGCCAGCCGUCCCUGCCCAGGAAGUCUCUGAGAACCUCACCCCCGAGGCUGAGAGGCCUAAGGAGCCCAGCCCAACACCUGUGGCUAAAAAGGAGCCUGUUCCCGAACCCGCCAUGCCUCCCAAGCCGAUGACCUGGGCCAGCCGAGCUGCUGCCGCCGCGGGACCCCGACCUGUCGUACCUCUUCCCAAGACUGCUACUCCCCCUGCACAGAGCCAGAGUAGAGCUCCUGCUCCUGCUCCCGCUCCCGCUCCCGCUCCCGCUCCCGCCGCUGCUCCCGCCGCCUCAGCCCAGCCAGCAGCCCCUGCCGCCGCCGCUCCUGCCACCGAGGUUCCGGCUAAGGAGUCGUCUGGCUGGCAGACUGCUGGUGUCGACUCUAAGCGCCAGAACCGCCCUCAGUCCAUCUCUGGGAACGCCGCUGAGAAGGAGGGCACCCUUGGCUACGUCAAGUACGUGACCGAGAAGGUUCAGGAAGCAGACCUGCGCAAUGCUUUGGCUACCCACGGUGAGCUGUUAUACUUUGACAUCAACCGUCAAAAGAACUGUGCCUUUGUAGAAUACAAGACCUUCGAGGGCUACCAUGCCGCAGUUUCUGCUAAUCCCCACGUUGUCAACGGUGAGAACAUCGUUGUUGAGCCCCGUCGUCCCAAGUCUACAGCCUACGGUGGUAACAACUACGGUUCCGGUCGAGGUAAUGCUUCUGGUGGCCGUGGACGUGGAGGUUUCGAUGGCAACCGCAAUACACAGGGCAGCUCUCGUGGUAACUUCUCCGGCCAGAACCGUGGCCGUGGAGGUGGUGCCCGUGGCCGAGGUGGUGCCCAGGCCAGCUCCUCCUAA
Metarhizium brunneum ARSEF 3297 is the source of this 1572-nucleotide messenger RNA. RefSeq lists its product as uncharacterized. Gene Ontology annotation, molecular function: mRNA binding. The record is from RefSeq and is a predicted model, not a curated record. Lineage: Eukaryota; Fungi; Ascomycota; Sordariomycetes; Hypocreales; Clavicipitaceae. Gene Ontology annotation, cellular component: cytosol; ribonucleoprotein complex; Ubp3-Bre5 deubiquitination complex. Gene Ontology annotation, biological process: protein deubiquitination; ribophagy.